AUGCUCGGUUUCCAUUGGCGGGACUGCGCAUACGUGGACCUUUGCCUUCCUAUGGGCUGUGCCAGCUCUUCCCAAAUCUUCCAGUCCGUCAGUGAUGCGCUCGUCUGGAUCGCGCAGAACAAAUUCGGGGCGGGUCCCAUUGUUUCUGUUUUGGACGACUUCCUCUUCAUCGGCGAGUCGCGCGCAGCGUGUCAGCGCUCGCUCGGCGGCUUUCAGGCCAUGUGCCGUGACUUGGCGAUCCCGCUGCGUCGCGACAAGACCGUGGCGCCGUGCCGGUCCCUCACCUUCCUCGGGGUGGUAUUGGACCUUGAGCGCGGCGAGCUGCGGCUGCCAGCUGACAAGCUGGCACGUGCCAGGGCAGGCCUCACGAGCCUGCUGGCCCGCCGGAAAGCGCCCCUCCGCAUGGUCCGUGAAUGCACGGGGCUCCUCAGCUUUGCGUGCACCGCAGUGCCACUCGGUCGCCCGUUCCUACGGCGCAUGUUCGACUUGUGUCGCGGCGUGUCGCGCCCUCACCACCGCGUCACGAUCACCCGGGCGGCCAGACAGGAUAUGCGCGCCUGGCUGCUGUUUCUAGACCGUUUCCCAGGCCGCGCGAUUCUCGCUCACCGGCGCUGGUUGUUGGAGCCGGGUCUUAUCCUGGAGACGGACGCCUCCAGCUCGGUCGGGCUCGGUGCCAUCUGCGGCGAGGACUGGCUCCUGGGGCCGUGGCCCGCGUCCCUCCGCGAGGCCCCUAUCAGCGUUUUGGAACUAGUGGCUGGCGUCCUUGUGCGCUCAGAUAACUCCGCUGUGGUGGCCUGUAUAACCUCUCAGUCAUCUCGCUCGCCUGCCCUAAUGCCAUGGCUCCGAUUCCUUUUUCUCACCACCGUCUCUCAUAACAUUCUCGUGCGUGCCGUGCACACACCCGGCAUCGCCAAUGCAGCAGCUGACGCCCUGUCCCGCGGUCUUGUGCAGGUCUUCAAGGAGCUCCGCCCGUCCGCAGCAGCCACGCCGACGUCCUGGGACUGGCCGGCCUGCGGCACGCUCUCACCGUUCACCAGCUAG
This is a messenger RNA of Amphibalanus amphitrite, 1041 nucleotides long. RefSeq lists its product as uncharacterized. The record is from RefSeq and is a predicted model, not a curated record. The coding region runs from base 1 to 1041 and encodes 346 amino acids. The transcript has 2 exons. Lineage: Eukaryota; Metazoa; Arthropoda; Thecostraca; Balanomorpha; Balanidae.